This is a messenger RNA of Daktulosphaira vitifoliae (grape phylloxera), 2252 nucleotides long. Its product is annotated as actin-histidine N-methyltransferase-like. NCBI's taxonomy places the organism in Eukaryota, Metazoa, Arthropoda, Insecta, Hemiptera, Phylloxeridae. The coding region runs from base 462 to 1826 and encodes 454 amino acids. The record is from RefSeq and is a predicted model, not a curated record. Gene Ontology annotation, biological process: actin modification; peptidyl-lysine monomethylation; peptidyl-lysine dimethylation. The transcript has 10 exons. Gene Ontology annotation, molecular function: histone H3K36 methyltransferase activity; protein binding; protein-L-histidine N-tele-methyltransferase activity.
AUUAACAAAAAUGAAUCUUUAAUACAUAUUUUAAUUAUUAGAAGUAUAAUAUCUAUCUGACAUUUGAAAUUUAACUAAUAGUUAAUUUAUUAAUUAGUUAUUUGUAUGGUAUUUACAUAUAUCAAUUUUAAAUUAGAUUUUUAAUGAUAACUAAAUUUUAAACAAAUUAAUAGAAAAUAAAACAGUUGAAUCUAAAAAUGAAUAAAAAGAAAUACAAGAAAGAUAGUGAAGUUAAACAUUUGAUGUUGAAUGAUGACAAGGAAGCUAUUUUGAAACUGAUAGAUGAAUUAUUAGAUGUUUUGGUUGAGCAAUUAGAGGGGUUAAUUACUCUUAAAAUUAAAAAUAUUUCUGCAUUACUAUAUAAUUGUACGACAAAUUUCAUAUGCUUCAAAGUAGUUUAUACAAAAUAUAUAAACACAUAUAAUUCACAGCCCUUUUAACCAAAUUAUUUAGCUACUAGCAUGAUGUCAAAUUCUCCAUCAUUCAAAGAACAAUGGGCACUUCACUUAGUAAUUGUAGAUUUACUAUCUAAAAUUAAUCAAUUAGAAGUGAACUUAAAAUUAAAGCCUUUAUCUGAGAGGAAUGACUCAUCAAUUGAAAAGUUAACUAAAUGGGCAACAAAAUAUGGUGCUGUAUUAAAUGGUGUCGAAGUCCAACUGCUUAAUGAGGGUGUUUAUGGAAUGAAAGCUAAACAAGGUCUUAAAACUGGAGAUAGCAUAGUGAUAGUACCUAAGUCAUUAAUGAUUACUGAAGAAAAUAUAACUUCUUCCCCAUUAAGAAAAUUGCAUGCUCAAGAUAUGAUGUUACGCAAUAUGCCCAAUGUUGCUUUAGCGAUAUUUAUAUUAGUAGAAUUAUUACGUAAUGAUAAAAAAAGUUUUUGGUAUCCUUAUUUAAGUACUUUACCAGAAUCAUAUUCAACUCCUGUUUAUUUUGAUGUACCUGAUCUUGAAGCAUUAAAGGGAUCACCAACUUUUGAAUCUGCAUUGAAGCUUAAUAGAAAUAUAGCACGCCAAUAUGCAUAUUUCAAAAAACUUUUUCAGUUAUCCAAUGAUCCAGCUAGUAUAAUUUUGAAAGAGUCAUUUACUUAUGAAUACUACAGGUGGGCCGUAUCAACAUUGAUGUCUCGUCAAAAUACCAUCCCAAGUUCUGAUAAUUCUUCAGAGACUGUUAAUGCGCUCAUACCACUUUGGGAUAUGUUCAAUCAUCAUAGUGGAAAUUUGUCUACCGAUUUCGUAAAGACAGAUAAUGUGUGCGUGUGCUAUGCCGACCGAGAUUAUUCAGCUGACGAACAAGUAUGUAUUUUUUACGGUGUGCGAACAAACGCGGAUUUUCUGGUGCACAAUGGAUUCGUAUACACUGACAACGAGCACGACGCCUUGAAAAUACGCUUAGGCGUGUCUAAGUCUGAUCCAUUGUACGGUCUCCGACUACAGUUGCUGCAGACCCUAUCAUUACCUGCUUUGGCCGAGUUUCCCCUGACAAACGGUUCUUGUCCUGUCGACGGCAAACUUUUGGCAUUCGUGCGCAUUUUUAAUAUGGACCAAAAAACUCUGGAAGAAUGGAAUAAGUUUGAAGAAAAGCGAUGUUUAGACUUAAUGCUGAUUGAUGGAUUAGGAUCCUUAGACAAAGCUUUUGAUAUCAAAUGCUGGCAGUUUUUUCAAGUUCGCUUGAGUUUAUUGAUGAAACAAUAUCCUCAAGUCGAAUCCAAGAAUAAACAACCAUCAAAGUUCCAACAGCUUGCUUACACAAUCAUUGAGCUGGAAAAAAAUAUUCUAAAAAAUACUUUAGAGUUUAUUCAAAAUCGUAUUAGCGUGUUGAGCUCGUGAAGAAUUUAGUUUUUCAUUUUUAUUCAAAUCCUUGUGUGAAUUAAAUAAAAGUUUUGUUUGUCUUCAUGCUAUAUUAUUGUAUGAAAUUAAGUUUUGUCUUCGGCUCAGUUCGAUGUAUUAUACUAACAAAAAACUUUGCUCACAGGCCUUUAUAAGGUGGUCCAGAUUUUUCUGAAUGUAGCAGUUAUUUAAAAAAAAAAAUAACUCAAAAUAUAAAUUGGAUGAAAGAGUUUAGAGCAUUCGAUUCAGUCUUUGUACCUUGCCAGAAUAAGUUGGAGCACCCGUAUUGUAUUAUUUUUACUAACUGUUGAUAUGAUAAAAAUGUUAAACUUUUAUUGAUAGCAAAUAUUGAUUAUUAACCUAAUUUUUAAUACUUGUAUAAACUAUUUUUUUCAAAUUUAUUAAAUUAUUUACCCGUUCAGAUAA